AAAUACCAUUUUAGAACCAGUGCUGCGCCCGCAGCCCCUUUGACAGAGUAAGCAGCUGGGGUCCAAGCCUUCCGUAUACCCCAGGUUCAAAGAUCUGGUAUGUACACACGUGUUAGUAUUCGACUUCACAUGAAAAACAUGCGGCGUUAUCUUAUCUACGGAUGUGAUACAGACCUGUAUUAUAAGUCUAGAUGGCGGCUAAAAGUAUUCACACCAAGUUAUUCGGUCGAGCGUUGUUAUCGUUCCCUUCACGGACGCUCUAUCGCUCUUCACAUACACCUUCCACCAUGACAUCCCUAUCAGCCCGCAUUGUCAUACGUGCUGCGAAUCGCGAACUCGAGGUUCCGACUGGCCUGUUCAUCAACAACGAGUUUGUUCCCUCCGCGGAUUCCCCUAAUGAUCUCAUCCACCUAGUCAACCCUGCAACAGAGGAAAAUAUAUGCUCCGUGGCAGCUGGCUCAGUGAAGGACAUAGACAUAGCGGUCACGGCGGCUCGCAAAGCUUUCAAUACCACAUGGGGGAAAAAUGUGACUGGUUUCGAAAGGUCUAAGCUCCUGAAUAAGCUGGCAGAUCUUAUAGAGAGGGAUCAGGAUAUACUCGCAGAGGUCGAAUCUUUGAAUAACGGCAAGCCAUUCAAAAUCGCGAGGGAUUUUGAUAUCGGGGACAGUAUCCAGUGCUUGCGGUACUAUGCGGGGUGGGCUGAUAAAAUAACCGGACAAACUAUCGAAGUCGACAACAAAACCAAGCUUGCUUUCACUAGGCACGAUCCUAUCGGGGUUUGCGGACAAAUUAUUCCAUGGAAUUACCCAAUCAAUAUGUGGGCAUGGAAAGUUGCCCCUGCCCUUGCAUGCGGGUGUACCAUCGUUAUGAAACCUUCCGAACUUACCCCUUUGACGGCUCUUAUGCUAUCGAAGCUUAUCGUUGAAGCCGGUUUUCCACCAGGCGUGGUGAACACGAUUCCUUCCCUGGGAUCUGUUGGCGGUGCGGCCUUAUCAAUGCAUAUGGAUGUAGAUAAGGUUGCGUUCACCGGGUCUACAGUAACUGGCCGCAAGGUCAUGGAAGCCGCGGCUAAAAGCAAUCUGAAGAAGGUGUCUCUGGAGUUGGGUGGCAAGUCACCCCAGUUAGUUUUCGAGUCCGCGGAUCUGGAGCAAGCCGCAAACUGGGCUUGCCUCGGUAUUUUAUACAAUACCGGCCAGGAUUGCACGGCAGGAUCUCGUUUGUAUGUUCAGGACACAAUUUACAAUAAGUUUGUCUCCCUCCUCGUCUCUAAAGCCAAGGAGCUCGUGAUCGGCGAUGGCUUCGACGAGAAGAGCGGUGGUGGGCCCUUGGUGUCCAAAACUCAAUUCGACAAGGUUUGGCGAUAUAUUGAGAGCGGUCAGGCUCAAGGCGCAAAGGUGGCUCUGGGUGGCCAAAAGCGUCCUGGCAAGGGUUUCUUUGUUGACCCUACGAUUUUCACGGACAUUAAUGCGAACAUGGAUAUCGUCCGAGAUGAGAUCUUUGGGCCGGUUCUGGCGGUGGGCCGGUUCAAAACUGAAGAGGAAGCCGUUUCACUGGCCAAUGACACAUCUUACGGCCUCGGUGCUGGUUUACACUCCAAUGAUGCAAAUCAGUGCAUGCGUGUCUCGUCUGCUCUUGAAGCUGGAACGGUUUGGAUCAAUCAGUACAAUUUGUUGAAUAACAAUGUCCCGUUCGGCGGGAAAAAGCAGAGUGGUAUCGGCCGUGAACUUGGAAGUUAUGCCCUCGAGGAGUACACUUCGGUCAAGGCUAUUCACUGGAACUUUGGAGAGAAACUCGAUUGGCCGCUGUAGUGGCAAAACUGACACCACCGAACUUGAGUACCGUCAACAAUUGUAUUUUUACUUGUAUAAUAUUGUAGCUGACCGCCAUUCAAACAAUGUCCGACUGUAAUGAUGUUGAUGUUGAUGUUCUUGAGAGUUUCCACAACUUCGUCACCGCAUACAAUACUUGUCAAGCCACAAGGAAUGUACGCGCUUCAGACGAAACCGCGCCGUGACGACACAGAUAACAACAAACAAAGAGUUCAGACAACUCAUCUUCGAUGGACUGCACAUCUAAAAUGGGCGGCAGGAACGACGGACCGACG
Suillus subaureus is the source of this 2104-nucleotide messenger RNA. RefSeq names its product aldehyde dehydrogenase domain-containing protein. NCBI's taxonomy places the organism in Eukaryota, Fungi, Basidiomycota, Agaricomycetes, Boletales, Suillaceae. The record is from RefSeq and is a predicted model, not a curated record. The coding region runs from base 192 to 1808 and encodes 538 amino acids. Gene Ontology annotation, molecular function: aldehyde dehydrogenase (NAD+) activity. The transcript has 16 exons.